Ictidomys tridecemlineatus (thirteen-lined ground squirrel) is the source of this 1460-nucleotide messenger RNA. NCBI's taxonomy places the organism in Eukaryota, Metazoa, Chordata, Mammalia, Rodentia, Sciuridae. The record is from RefSeq and is a predicted model, not a curated record.
UCCUCCGCUCAUUUCUGCCAGGGUAGAGGAAUGCUGGACACCAGGAGAGCAGGGAGGCUGCAGCACACUGCUCCCCAGCCCCACACCUUGGGCCUCCUGUUGGGACACACAGAUGUCAGAAACUGAGCUGGAAAAGAUAAAAAUAGGAACAGCCCAGCAUUUUGAAAAUGACAAAAAGAAUGUUUCUUGGUUGAAGGAAGAUGCGCAACUCACAAAUGAAAACUACGCAGAUGAGAAACCCAUUAAUGCUAUGGUUAUAAAUUCAGUCUCUGAAUUCAACAUCACAGAUGGACCAGCCAAGGAAACCCCCAAUGAGAAAAAGCUGUCAGCAUCCAGCACGUCACUGUCCUCCCUGGAAGAAUGUCAGACAGAACGCUCCUACCUCCAAACCAACCCUUCAGAGCGUCAAAGAGACAUGGAGGAGGAGUGUGCCUCACUGAUCCUCGCCUGUCUGUUCUGCCAGUUUGGGGACUGUCUGCUGAUGCUUCCUGACACCUGUGAAGCGGUGUGCACCGGCCUGUGCUUCCCCUCUCAUGGGUAUCACCAUGCCACGGACGAGGAGCACCCGCGUGGGGACUGCAGCUGCAGUUGUGACGUGGACUGCAGCCUCUUUGAGUCCUGCCACGAGACCAGCGAGUGUCUGGAGCUGGCCAUGGAGAUCUCCGAAAUGUGCUAUCGCUAGCCUCACCCACCCAGGAGCCCCCACAAGGCCAUCAACGGGAGGGGAAAUUCCAUUGCAAAGAAACAGGGGUUUCCAUGUGCCCAAAUGCAGGGCUGUAUUGCAGUCCUUGGACGCUUGGGGCCAUUUCAUUCUGCAUCUGUCUGGGAAACUUAGCAUGGUCCACUCAGUGGUCUCAUUCCAAUUUCACAAAUGCAUGGCUUGCUGAAGAGUAAGCGUCUCAAUCGAUGAGAUGAACAAAUUGUGAAUACCUCCUAAAGGCCAUAGGUGUGCGAUGCUCCUUGAGUACCCAGUAGCAUGCUAAGCUGCUCUGUGCUGCUGCACUGGUCCGCUUCAUGGAUUCAGCCUCAUUCACAAAUUCAGGACAGAUUAGUGCUUUCUUUCAGCAUUGACAUACAUUAGCUUGCCUUUCUAAUGGAUUCAUGCAUAAACAUUAUGCAUUGUUGGUUAUUAUUAAUAAUGUAUUGUAUAACAUCAUUUUGUAAUUAAAAAUUUAUUUAUACAGUCUCUUAAAAUUCACUUAUAGGUACAGUUUAGGUAGGAAAGGGAAUUAAAUGAAUUAGAAACCAUGUUCCUGUAAUUACAACAGAUGUCUCUGAAGCAUCUCCAGUGAAUUCUGAACUGGUAUACACUUCAGGAGGGUGCUGAUGAUCCCAGACCAUGUUAUGGUGUGUGUGUGUGACUUUGUCAUCCUAGGCAAUGAUAUUCUCAAUUUGUUCCAGAAAGGCUUCUCUUUAUUCUAAUAAACCUAAAUGGGAACAAUGUGCAUGUUUCAAGAAAA